AUGGGAAAGGGGGGCAUCUGUCCCGUCUCGUGCUUGAACAAGGAUGCCAGAGAGAAGCCGAACAGUGCGCUCGUGCAUUUGGUCCUCUUCUCGGUACAGGUGUGCUUUUCUGGGUGGCAUGUGCUGGCGAAGGUCGCCUUGAACGACGGAGUCAACGCCGUGGCCCUGGCCAUGGCAAGAGAGAUCUGCGCCACCAUCCUUAUGUUCAUCAUCGCGCGAAGAGUCGACGGGGCCGUGUCUCUAGACCCGGCGCAUGCGAUUCGGUUCUUUUGGAUGGGGUUUGCCAGCUGCGGGAACGUGGUCGGCUGCAUACUCGCCCUCAGGACCCUUAACCCGAUGGCUUUCGGGGUGAUGCAGCCGUCCAUCCCAGUCCUUGCCAUGCUGUUGUCAUACAUGCUGGGCCUGGAACAGAUGUCCCAGCUCAAGUGCCUGGGAGUUUUCAUCUCGGUUGCGGGGGCGGUGUGGGUUGAGCUGUUCGCGUCUACCUCUGAUUGGGCGGUGGCUGGGUCGACGGAGGCGGUAGCGGCAGCGGUGGAGGCAGCGGAGGGGGGAGGGGCCCCGUCAGGAGAUGGGGCUGGCAGCGGUGCCGACGGGGCGGGGUCGGGGUGGCUCGGGAGCCUCAUCUUGCUUUGGCAGUGCGGGUCGAUGGCGGCCCUGAUGGUACUCCAGAAGCCGAUGCUGGCGGUCUACCCCCCCGCCACCCUGACGGCGUGGUACUACGCCGUCGGGUCGGCGCUAACGCUGGUCGUGUGCGGCUUCUUCGGUGUGCGGCCGGUCGACUUUUUGCUCACGGGGCAGUGGGAGCCGUGGAUAGCUCUCGUGUACGCGGUGGUGGUGGGAACAGUCUACACGUAUAACGCCUACUCAUGGGUGCUAAACAUCGUAUCGACCACGACGGCCACGACCUACCUGACCCUGCAGCCGGUGACCACCGUUAUCCUGUCCGUGGUGUUCCUGAACACGGCGGUGAGGGGGCACGAGGUUUGCGGGGGAAUCGUGAUCGCGGUGGGUCUCUUGGUGACUAUCUACGCCAAGGGGCUGGAGCGGCGAGGGAGCAACAACCUUCUCAGGGCCAAGCAGAACAGGGAGCUCUCGCGCGUAUUCAAGACCCCUCGACGGCACCGCUUCCGGAGGUCGGUCGCAAACGGCGGCGCCGGCGCGGGCACGAGCGGCGACCUUUCCAACUCGGACACAGAUGGCGCCGGCAUGGGCUUCGACGAUAGCGACCAGGACCCCCUCUUGGGGAGCAUUAGUGCAGCGGGGGCAGGGGCGGCGGGGGGGAGGGGACGAGGGGGAAGCUACGACCCCCGGGAGGCCGCUCGGCCGGACGGAAGCUUGCGCCGCUUUCUAGCCCUCGUUUGAGAGAAGAGAGAGGAACAGACGCAUAUCCCGAAAAUCGUGCGUGCCGGCCCUGCGGGGGAAUUUAUGUUUUUGCCUGGGGGGAAAACGGAGAGCACGCGUGUAUUUUUUUUUUUUUUGCAUGCCUGUG
Messenger RNA from Ectocarpus siliculosus, 1489 nucleotides. The record is from the annotation of a GenBank genome assembly. NCBI's taxonomy places the organism in Eukaryota, Phaeophyceae, Ectocarpales, Ectocarpaceae.